Messenger RNA from Acytostelium subglobosum LB1, 954 nucleotides. RefSeq lists its product as hypothetical. Gene Ontology annotation, molecular function: catalytic activity. The annotation marks the transcript as partial. Lineage: Eukaryota; Evosea; Eumycetozoa; Acytosteliales; Acytosteliaceae. The transcript has a single exon. The record is from RefSeq and is a predicted model, not a curated record.
AUGUUAUCACAAGAGAUACUUUAUUGUAAUAUUAAUGAUAAUGUAACAAUUGCUUACAGAACUAAUAAGAUACUAGAUGUUGAAGCGCAAGUAGGCCACUCAGACAAUGUUGAUGGUGACUCAAACAACAAGGAUAUCAAUUACAAUGACAUAGACAAAGAAAAUAAGUCAUGUCCAAUACUAUUCUUACAUGGUAUGGCUAGUACUAGUUAUACUUGGUUGUUAUUGGCCGAUUCAAUUGUACGCAAACAUUCAAAUAGACGUGUGAUUAUACCAGACUUGAGAGGACAUGGAAAGAGUAGUAGAUCAAAUGCUGUUGCAGAUUAUAGUAUAGACUCAUUCAUUGGUGAUACGUUCUCAUUGAUGGAUCGAUUGAAUAUCAAUCGGUUUGACAUUGUUGGUCAUUCACUUGGUGGACUGAUAGCAUUGGGAAUGGCCACAUCACAGCCUGGACGUAUUCGUCGAUUGAUACUGGAGGACACCCCAUCCAAGCCAUUACUCGAGCCUGAGCAAGAAGUCAAGGCGGCACCACUAAGUAUAAUGUCCAUACUCUCAUCGAUGGGUAUUAUCAGGACUAUACUGGUUGCACUAUGGCGUGGAUUCGAUUACAAGAUGUCAAACUAUGUCAUCAAUCAGAUUAGAACACCAACACCAGAAUGGUGGGAUAGUCUGGCAAACAUCACUGCGCAUACAUUGUUACUUGGUGCUACAGACAGUCAUGUAUCACCAAAGCGUCAAGAAGCAAUGGCAGCAAGAAUUGCACGAUCAAAUCUCAAGAUAUUCAUUGGAGGACAUCAUCUACAUCGUGAUCAACCAGAUGAGUUUGAAGCUGCAGUGGUAUCAUUCCUGUUCAGAGACAUUGACCCAAACAAGGACAGCAGCAGCAACAGUAGGAAACAAAGGAUAUCAAUUCAAUUGCAUAACAAUGACAUACAUGUACCAUCAACCAAACUA